This is a messenger RNA of Staurois parvus, 265 nucleotides long. The record is from the annotation of a GenBank genome assembly. NCBI's taxonomy places the organism in Eukaryota, Metazoa, Chordata, Amphibia, Anura, Ranidae.
AUGGUCGCACUGAUAGGCGGCACUGAUGGGCACUGAUAUGGCAGCACUUAAAGGCACUGAGAUAGCAAAAAAGCUGUGUCCCUCUCAAGGGCGGACUGACAACUCAUGGGGUCCCCGGGCAAUAGGGGAUCAUGGGGCCCCUGUGUCCUUGCCCAAACUCAAAAAGCCUAUGAAAAAGGUACCAGGGGCAUCUCAUGGGGCCCCCUACUGACCCCGGGCCCUCGGGCAGUGCCCAAGUUUCCAAAUGAUCAGUCCACCCCUGGUC